AUGGGCAAUAUAGUAAUUUGGUUAAAGCAGAUAAAAUAUUUUACAGCAAGGUUAUGGCAGUGGAAACAUGAGGUUGUUAGAUUACCUGUAUACACGUGGACACCUUCAACUUUUAAGAAGGUAGCUUCAACAUGGGGAUACCCUUUGUUUGUUGAUUACAAUGCAGAUGAUCCUACAGGUUCAAAUAGCAUUAUAGAAUCUACAAUAGCUAAAGAGAGGAGAAAAAUCAGAAAAUUAUAUUUGGAUAAUAGAAAAUCCAAAAUAUCACAUACCAUAUCAACCCAUCAAAAUUCAUCUAUUACACAUGCUUCUUACAUGUCGAAUAACGGAGGUUAUAUAUUCAAUAAUAACCUUCAAACACCACUAUCUAUUAACAAAGAAAAUUUGGUGUUUGGUAAUGCCUCGACAUCCAAAAAUCGUUCAACAAUAAUCCAUAAUUCUUCGUCAAUGAAGUUACCAAGAGGAAAACAUCAAAUAAAAGGGAAGACUCCAUCUGUAUCUGCUAUACAUAUGUUUGACUUGACAUUAGAUGAAGAAAGUAUUGAUGAUCAUAUUAUUGAAGAUAUUUUCCAAGAUUACUUGGAUCAUGGAGACCAGAUUGUUAUAUGUCAGAUUUGUCAUGCAAAAUUAUGGAAAGCUGAAUCGAUUACAUGGCAGAAAAAAGUCAAUACAUCUUAUUCCCUAUGUUGCGGUUAUGACAAAAUUGAGCUAUCAUCUUUAAAAGAGGCACCGCCAUCAUACCGAAAUUUGUAUAGAUCGGUUGAUUCAAAAAGAAAACACUUCAUGAAGAACAUUCGGCGUUAUAAUUCACUUGGACCGACGACCACUUCUACAUCAACUUCAAGAUCAUAUGAUCUCCAGAUUAUAGAAUUUCUGAAGGAUAUGUUAGAUUCAAACAAUGCGUUGGUCAAGUCUUAUAGGAUGGUAAGAGACACUCUUCAUGAAAAUCCUUGUGCUAAUUUGAAGUUAAGAUUAAUUGGAAAAAGAGAACAAGAUGGAAGGACGUAUAACUUGCCAAGUUGUUCUGAGGUUGCCGCUUUAGUUGUCGACGACAUUUGUGAUUCAAUUGAAAAAAGAGAUAUUGUUGUUCAAACUUCAUCAGGAUUAUUACAACAUGGCAAUGAUGAUUAUAGAGUUGACAUUCUUCAUAGAGGUAUUUCAUCUUCAAGUAAUAGCAAGCGCCCGACCUGUAGAAUGAGAGAAUUUUUCACUUACAGAAUUCAAGACAGGGAUCAAUUGUUCUCACUAAUUCUUAAUGCAAAAAGCUUGUUCCAAUGUGAAUCUUAUGAGAAUUUGCGUAAUCAACAAGCACUUGGGAAUACAGAUAUUUCUAACAUCGGCCAACAUGUGAUAUUACCUUCUUCAUUUACCGGUGGUGCACGCUUUAUGAUGCAAAACUAUUUGGAUGCCAUCUCGCUCUGUAAAUGGUUGUUUAAGAUCAAGUUGGUUGCAUUUAUUAAAGAUUUAAGGGAAAAUGAAGUUUUCAGCAAGGUUCAAGCAGUUGAUUCAAAUGGUUUUCCCUUGUAUAGGAGAAGAAAUGAUGGACAUUUUGUUGGAAAAUCUGGUGUUCAGUUAGAUAACAAAAAUGGUCCUGAUAGAGCUACCGUUUCUAUGGAGCGGACCAAUAAUGAUUCUGAUAACAACAAUGCAGUGGAUGAAAUUAAAGAAUACUAUGAUUGUAGAUAUAUUUCUGCAUGUGAAGCAUCAUGGUGGAUUUUUAAAUACGAUGUUAAUUAUAGGCAUCAUGUUGUGAUUAGACUACCUUUUCAUCUUCCUGAUCAACAACAAGUUGUAUAUGAGGCAGACGAUGACAUCAAAGAUGUUCUUGAUCGCCUUUCAAUUUCUUCUUCAAUGUUCACAUCUUGGAUGAAGUGUAAUGCAAUCAAUAAAGAAGCACUAAAACUUACAUAUGUUGAAUUUCCUACAAAAUUUGUUUGGAAAUUGAAAGGUCCUAAAUCCUUCGAAGAAAUUCACACAGUCAAUGGUGAACUAUGUUCUUCUUUUAAAGAUGCGUGUUAUAAUCUUGGCCUUUUAGAUGAUAACAAAGAAUUUAUCGAUGCAAUUAAGGAAGCAAAUCUUCCUGGAUCAGGUUUAUCACUAAACGAAGAUCAACUUAAAAACUUGACUUUGUAUGAGAUUGAACAAAUUUUACUCGGUAACAAUUCCAGCCUUAAACAUUAUGGAAAGAUGCCUUACCCAGAUGCUGAUUCUGUUUCAUCUUCAAACAAUCGUCUUAUUACCGUGGAGCUAGAUUAUGACAUACCAAAUUUAAAGAACGAGUUUGAUCAGCUGUUUGUUGCAUUAACAAAUGAGCAACGAGACAUUUUUCUUGAUAUCAUGGACGCAGUUAAACAUAAUAAGGGAGGUGUAUUCUUUGUUUAUGGUUAUGGUGGAACAUGCAAGACAUUUCUUUGGAAGACAAUUUCUGUAGCAAUUAGAGCUCAAAGUCAGAUUGUUUUAAAUGUUGCUUCAAGUGGGAUAGCUUCAUUAUUAUUGACUGGAGGCAGGACAACACACUCUCGGUUUAUAAUUCCCAUAAACCUUACUGAGGAUUCUUUUUGUAGAAUAAAUCCAAAAAGUGAUCUUGCCAGUUUAGUAAGAAAAACCCCAUUGAUCAUUUGGGAUGAAGCACCCAUGGCACACAAACAUGCAUUUGAAGCUUUAGAUCGAACUCUAAAGGAUAUAUUAAAGUGUGUCAAUCCUACGAAUUUGAUUAUUCCAUUUGGAGGGAAAAUGAUUGUUUUUGGAGGUGAUUUCAGACAAAUUCUACAUGUUGUUCCAGGUGACAGUAGACAAAACAUUGUUAAUGCUUAUUUAAGUUCUUCUUAUUUAUGGCAACAAUGCAAAGUUUAUAUAUUAACAAAAAACAUGAGGUUAACUGUUGGAAGCGAUCCAUAUGCUAUUGAAAAGAUAAGGGAUUUUGCAACUUGGCUUUUGGACAUAGGAGAAGGUAAUCUUGGUGGUCCAAAUGACGGUGAAGCAAUUAUUGAUAUUCCACGAGAUUUUCUUAUUACUAAUCCACAUGAUCCUAUAAUUCUUGGAUUAGUUUUUGUUUAUCCUUAUAUAUUGGAAAACUUCAACAUUGCUGAUUAUUUUCAAGAAAGAGCAAUACUAGCUCCCAAGAAUGAAGUUGUCCAAGAAAUAAAUGAUUGUUUGUUGUCAUUGUUUCCAGGAGAACAAAAAGAAUAUUUAAGUUCAGAUAGCCUAUGCCAAUCCGAGUUUGUUCAUGAUGAGUUUGAUGCAAAUUUAUACUCACCUGAUGUUUUGAAUGGUCUUAAAGUUUCAGGUCUUCCAAACCAUAAGCUCAUUUUAAAAGUCGGUGUCCCAGUUAUGUUAUUAAGAAACAUUGAUCAGAAAAAUGGCUUAUGUAAUGGGACUAGACUACAGGUUAAAUCUUUGGGCAAAUGUGUUAUUGAGGCAGUUAUCUUAUUUGGAAGUAAUAUCAGAAACCAGACUUUUAUUCCAAGAAUGUCUUUAACUCCUUCUGAAGACAAGACCCUGUUCAAAUUCCAAAGAAGACAAUUUCCAUUGGCUGUGUGUUUUGCAAUGACAAUUAAUAAGAGCCAAGGACAGUCUUUAUCGAAGGUUGGUUUGUUCCUCAAAGAGCCUGUUUUCACACAUGGCCAAUUGUAUUUUGUUUUAUCAAGAGUUCAAAGUAGAGAAUGA
Lactuca sativa (garden lettuce) is the source of this 3666-nucleotide messenger RNA. RefSeq lists its product as uncharacterized. The record is from RefSeq and is a predicted model, not a curated record. Lineage: Eukaryota; Viridiplantae; Streptophyta; Magnoliopsida; Asterales; Asteraceae. Gene Ontology annotation, biological process: telomere maintenance; DNA repair. Gene Ontology annotation, molecular function: DNA helicase activity.